Molecule: messenger RNA, 1524 nt
Organism: Chanos chanos (milkfish)
Lineage: Eukaryota; Metazoa; Chordata; Actinopteri; Gonorynchiformes; Chanidae
Product: cytochrome P450 3A30-like
Exons: 13
Coding region: 1-1524 (507 amino acids)
Molecular function (GO): steroid hydroxylase activity; oxidoreductase activity, acting on paired donors, with incorporation or reduction of molecular oxygen; heme binding
Source: RefSeq, a predicted model, not a curated record
AUGAGUUUUUUCUCAUCUCUGUCAACGACAUGGACUCUUUUCAUACUGCUCUUUACCCUUCUGAUUGCGUAUGGGAUAUGGCCCUAUCGCUUUUUUAAAAAUUUGGGAAUUCCUGGUCCAAGGCCUUUACCCUUCUUUGGCACAUUCCUGUCAAAUCUGAAAGGAUUUUUCAACUUUGAUAUGGAGUGUUACAAGAAAUAUGGGAAGGUCUGGGGGAUCUUUGAUGGACGUCUGCCAUCACUGAUGGUUGCAGACACUGAGAUGAUCAAAACCAUUAUGGUGAAAGAGUGUUACACUUUCUUCACUAAUCGAAGGGAGACAAACGAAGCUUUGGUAGGCCCUUUCGGAGAUGGAGUAUCUAUAGUCAAAGAUGAAAAAUGGAGAAGAAUCCGUGGUGCACUAACGCCACUCUUUACAAGUGGACGGCUGAAAGAGAUUUUUCCAUUAGCACAACAGUACGCCAAUCGUCUAGUAGAUCAUUUGAAGAAGAGAGACCUGAAGAAGCCUGUUCAAAUAAAGGAAGUGUUCCGCCCGUACAGUAUGGAUGUUGUUACCAGCUCUUCCUUCAGUGUUGAGACUGACUCCAUUAACAACCCAGAAGAUCCCCUGAUCUGCAAUGUCCAGAAAUUUUUAAACGUCAAUUUCUUCAGUCCAUUUGUGCUGAUUAUGACUUUAUUUCCAUUUACAACAAAGUACCUGACUAAAAUGGGCUUUGGCGUGUUCCCAAAGACGAGUUUGGAUUUUUUCUACUCCUCCUUUAGGAAGAUCAAAGACAUGCGUCAGAAUGAUCAGAAUAGCCAAGUAGACUUCCUGCAGCUCAUGAUUCAGGGUCAGAUAUCCGACAAUCAGGCUAAAGAAACCUCAGAUGACCAUCUGGCUAAAGGCUUGACUGAUCACGAGAUUCUGUCCCAGUCCUUUAUUUUCAUCCUCGCUGGUACUGACACAACCAGCACAGCACUGACCUUUCUAAUGUACAAUCUGGCAACCAAUCCAGAUGCUUUGAAGAAACUGGUGGAGGAGAUUGACACGGCGUUUCCAAAUGAUGCUCCUGUCACAUAUGAGAAAGUCAUGAAUCUAGAAUAUUUAGACAUGGCUAUUAAUGAGUCACUGCGUCUGUUCCCUACUGCACCCCGUACCGAGCGAGUAUGUAAGAAAACAGUGGAGGUAAAUGGAGUAACCAUUCCCAAGGAUACUUUGGUUGGAAUUCCAAUUUAUGUUCUACACCGUGACCCCCAACACUGGACAUCACCUGAGGAGUUCAGGCCUGAAAGGUUCAGCAAAGAGAACAAAGGGGACAUCAACCCCUAUGCAUUCUUGCCCUUUGGUCUAGGGCCACGAAAUUGCAUUGGAAUGAGAUUUGCCCUCAUGGUCAUGAAGGUUGUUGUGGUGAAACUGCUUCAAAAUUUCCACCUUGAGACGUGCAAAGAAACCCAGAUCCCUGUUGAACUGAAUGCCAUGUACCAACCCAAAGUCCCUGUUACACUUAAACUUGUUCCACGAUCCAGCGGAAAGAAGGAAGAGUAA